Messenger RNA from Darwinula stevensoni, 477 nucleotides. The record is from the annotation of a GenBank genome assembly. NCBI's taxonomy places the organism in Eukaryota, Metazoa, Arthropoda, Ostracoda, Podocopida, Darwinulidae.
AUGACAGCGGAGUUAACCAGGCGAGUUUUAACUCUUUUAUUCGUGAGAGAAGGAGACCGUCUUCUCUUGGGUUACAAAAAGAAUGGAUUCGGCAAGGGAAAGUGGAACGGAUUUGGUGGAAAGGUCAAGGACGGCGAGACCGUAGAAGCAGCUGCCAUCAGGGAGCUGGAAGAGGAGUCUGGCGUCAUUGUGUCGUACACCUCAUUGAAGAAGCUUGCAAAGAUGGAAAUGGAGUUUGAAGGAUGGAAUGAACUCCUGGAGAUUCAUCUCUUCACUACUCAUACAUUCUGUGAAAUGAGGCCAAAGUGGUUCCACAUCACAGAUCUUCCCUUUUCAGAGAUGUGGGCAGAUGAUUCCCACUGGUUCCCCUUUCUCUUGGCAGAGAAGAAGUUUAUUGCCAAAUUCCAGUUCCGCGAUAUGGAGACCAUCAGCUCCUUCUUCAUCAAGCUGGUCGAUGACCUCAAUGCUCCUUCUUGA